Lytechinus pictus (painted urchin) is the source of this 4784-nucleotide messenger RNA. Its product is annotated as interferon-induced helicase C domain-containing protein 1-like. The transcript is spliced from 7 exons. Gene Ontology annotation, cellular component: cytoplasm. Bases 17 to 1639 code for a protein of 540 amino acids. The record is from RefSeq and is a predicted model, not a curated record. Lineage: Eukaryota; Metazoa; Echinodermata; Echinoidea; Temnopleuroida; Toxopneustidae.
GGUUGUGGAGAAGAUCAUGGGCGAGAUGGAAGAAAAAUAUGCCAUAUCAGCGGAGACUGGUGAAGAAGGUGAAGCAAAGAAGCUUGCCCGCCCUCCCUACGGCACCACGACGUACGCCAAUUGGAUCGUCCCGCUCUACAAGGAGUCUAGGCUGUGCCGCGACGAAGAGAGGUAUGCUCCGGCGAUGUUCCUACUGAUGCUGAAUGAUGUGUUGAUGGUGAAUGAGGACCUUCGUCCAAAACACGCCAUGCUCCAUCUCAAAGAAGUGGAGAAGCUGAAGUUAGACGAUGCUUUCAACGGAACAGCAGGAACAACCUGUUAUCGGAUGGCCACGGAGCAGAUACCAGAACUAAAGAGACUCUCUGAGACUGAUCGUGUCGGGCUCACACCCAAGCUUGUUUGUCUGACUCAGAAACUUGAAAAGAUCUAUGAUGAUAAAAAAGCUAUUGGCCUAGUGAUCUGUCGUAGCGCAGCUGUUGCCAAGUACCUGACUAAGAUCAUUGAGGAAAGCAACACCGCAAUGGCUAAGGGUAUCCAACCGCAGCAUCUAGAGGAGUUAGGGGAGUGUGCCGAUGACGGAGAGGAGAGUGAGAGACGUGCCCGACAGACGGCCAUCUUGGAUGACUUUAAAAGCGAGGGGCGUAUCAAUCUGGUGAUCAGUACAGACUUUGAACAGGUGGACCUCGAGCUGCCCGACUGCCAUUUUGUGAUCCGUUACAACGAGGUGUGUGACGAGCUCGGCACGAUCCACUGGUCAGGCAGGAGGAAGGCCAAGAAAGGUCAUUGCUUCUUCAUCACACAGAAGGGAACGAUGGUUUGUCGUCAAGAGGAAAUGAAAAGAGAGGCUCUGAUGGAACUUGAAAAACAUCUCAAGGUUCUUAAUGAAAUGGAGUCCAAGGAUUGGUAUGACAAAGUAGAAAACAAACAGUUUGCCUGUAUGAGGAGCAACGCAAACCGCGACUUUGUGGUCAAUUUCCAGCGCUUCAACCGUCGAGCAAGGGACUACACCCUCCUGUGCCAAAGCUGUCGUAAGUUCAUCUGUAACGCUCAUUUCCUCCUGAAACGGGGUAUCUACGUUUCCUGUCAGGAUUCAUCCAUCAAAGAACGCUUGAGCGUCCAAGGGAUGACCUCCCCGCUCAGAAGGACCGAUGAUGAUGUAACUGGCGUCCUGAAGUGCACUGGGCAGAGAAACGGACAACCUUGCCAGAAGAAGCUAGGAUUUGCCGUUGACUACAAGAGACUGGAGGUCGAGGAAGGUUACGGAUUGGAUGUUAAAUCUUUCUUCUUCAGCUACCUCGAGGGAUCACAUGCUGAUUACGUCGGGAAGGAAUUCGAUACGUGGGACGACGUUGAUUUCUUCAUAUACGUUGAGGACAGGGAGGAUAGACAAAGAAGCGACGGAGGUGGAGGAGGAGGGGAUGACGGUGAUGACGAUGAUGAUAUGGAUGACAAUCAGGGUGGAGGAUCAGCAGAUGGAGGGGAUAGUAAGAAGAAGGAGAGCGGAGCAUCGAACGUAGGAGGAGGGGGGAGAACGCAGACCACGGUUAGAGCCAGAGGGGAGGAGACGUCGAUGGAGACAGAGAAUACAACGCAGACCAGGCAACGGCGACCAAACAUUGAAAAGAAUGUUGAUCGCUAGGUAAUGUCCUUAGAUUUUUGCAUAAAACUCACCUGCUAUAGAGACUCAUGGUCUAUUACUAUUUCUAUUUUUAUACCAUUCUGCUGCGUAUGGUAACUUGUUCACUUGUUCAUACUGCCUUAAAUAUACUCUUGGAAAAAAAAAAGAAUUUCAAACUUUGAUUUAAUGAUGUUUACUAAUGUCAAAAUAUCUUGUUCUCCAAGACAUGAGAUGUGAAAAUGGAAUUGAAGAAAUCUGUAUUGACCACAAUAUUAGUAAGGUCACAACUUUCUAGAAAUGUGAUUUUUAUGUGCUUAUAAGAAUUUCCAUUGCUUUUUUUUUCAAUAGAAUAGUCUGCUCGUUCACACAGGAGUUUGCUUCUGGUCAUUAAGAUAUUUCAUCUCAUUUCCUCUGUAACUUUUUUUUUCAGAUAGAAGAUAUAUUUUAAUGUAUAUUGCAGAUACUAUGUGGUGUAUAUCUAUAAAUGAUCUGUAAGAUCUAGAAUUACUAUAUAAUUUGUAUAAUGCAUAUUCUACUAAUCUACUGUGAUGCCAGUGAAGAAUGACCAUCCUAGAAUGACACAAAAUGUAUUCUUUAUACCAGUAUACAGGUUCGAAUACAUAAUCUGCUUCCAUGGGAAUCAGUUUUAGUUGUCACUAUAACUAGGCAGGUGGCUGCUUCAUGUAAAGAUGGGGCCACUACCUGUUCGACUGUACUUCUUUUGAACAGAUACUAUUACCUAGCUGUUGAGUUUUUUCAUUGAAUUUUAGUUGUUAAAUAGCGGUUAUUUACAGUUAUACCUUUUAAACAAUAAUUUCACAUACGCUUUGCUUCCAAAUAUUAAAAAAAAUUAACAAUUUGUGAUUUCAUGUACUUUUUAAGUGUGUGUUAAGAACAUCAUUUUAAAAUGUGCUUAAUAAUGUUACUUUUUUCUGUUCCAUCCUCUUCAAGGCUAUAUUUUGCUUCUAUGAUUUUGUUUUUAUAUUAUAAUUACCAAGCAGCUCAUGAAACACAUUUUGAAUCGUGUUUUCAAAUAUUUGAGAAAGGUGUAUUAAUACAGCCUAUCUCUUUUAUUAUACUUGUUAUUACCUCUUGUCUUUUAAGUACUCUUCCUUCUGAAACAUCGCUUAAGUUGGUGUAUAAAUUAAGAAUUAUGAUGAUCUAAAUUUUAUCAUUCAUAUAUAUGCAAUUUUUAUGAAUUUGUUGAUGUUAUAAUCUUUAUAAAAAUAUUUUGUCUUUAGUCCGUUGGUGUAAGGUUUGAUUAUCCAAGUAAGCAUUCAAAUGACAAACAAAAUUCAUUAAUUGCAUGGCUGGAAUGUAUCGUUUGGCUCUCAGCUAAUCAGAUGCAAGGAUUUUAGGAGCUUGUAGUAGAUUACCGAAGUAAUGACAUCACAAAACACCUUUUUUUAUUUCAACGUUUUUCAUACCAUAUCUUGGCAGGGCAUGAUGAAAAACACCCACGACCAAAAUUAGGUGGGAAUCGGUCUAUGAGAGCCUUAGAUAUGACCUCAUGAAUACAUAAUUAGCCCCAAUGAAGUCGAUGUAUUAUUGACCUGGCUCUUAACAUUUAGAACCAACAGGUUGCAAAAAGGGAAAAUUGAUGACAUCACACUUCGGUACUCUGUAGUUUUCUAUGAAAAUCACUCGCAAUGUGUUUCAUGAAACAUCUAGUAACAUUGCUGAUGUUUUAACAUCUUUAAAGAAACAUUUAUUUAGUACUUUUACUAACCAAUUCGCUUUUUAGCCAAUCACAUUCAAGGUUUUUAGUAGCUCUUAACAGUUGCCAGUGACAAUCAAUGACAGGUCACUUCGUGAAAUGUGCUCCUUGAUUUACAGUUCCUACCAUCUGAGUCCGUAACACAAAAUUAGUGAUUAAUUGUACGUUGUAUUUUUAUGAUUGAUUGUACAUUGGAGUCAACGCAAUCAAUCGUUUAGAAAUGUUCUACGAUCAUUGCUAAGCUUUGUGUUACAGGCCCCAGAUUUGUAGAGAAUGAUGAAGAGUCCUUAGAUUCUGUGAAACAAAACUUAGUGAUUGAAUGUUCAUUACAACUAAUGAUUGACAAUAAAUCUUAAACAGUCCCAUUAGUCUCAUUCAUACUCCAUUGUGUUCCGGGGGCUGAAGUUCAAAUGUGAUUUUUUUUUCAUGUAUAACAUUAAUCAUACAAUCAACCUUACGAUUGAUAUCAAAAGCAUGUUCAGGCAAAUGAGGUACUAUAAGGGUUACCAGUGAUGAUGUGAUUGAUUUUUGUCUCUCUAUAUUAAUUUAUUUUAAUGUAAUGACUUCGUAUUUGUUUUAAGACUAUGUCAGCAGAUUUUAAUGAAUUAGGGAUCUUGAAAUACAUGUAGAAUAUUUUAGAACCAUUUAGUAUGAAAGUACUAUAUCAGUUUGUUAAUUUCAUGUAUGCUCACUUUGUUUGUCAUAAUUGAUUUGCAGGAAAUAAAAAUAUUGAAGCAUUUUCAAAUAGUACAGCAGAAUCCCCACAUUGCCAUAUGAUUUUGAGACUGGAAUAAAAAUCUGUUACAAAUAUCAGCAAAUCUGUAUUUUGGAUAAUAUGAUUUAAUGAAUAUUAUGGUUUAGAAGGAACAUCUUUAUGAUGAUUACAAUACAUGUACCUUAUAUAUAUACAUGUAUAUAUGGCUUUCCUACAUUAACUUUGAUCACAAAAUGAUUUUUUUUGUUUACAUUUUCUUAAGCACCCAAUCAAAAAUAAUGUCUUUCAUUAUUGUCACAUUGCAUGAUGUUGAUAUCAAUAUCAAUAUCAUACCUAAAUGAAAUGGACUUGAAAAUGUUUCACCUAAGCAGUUGAAUUGUUUUUAUGAACUUGUAUAACAAGUGCUAUAAGAUUUGUGUUAGAUUAUGAAUGUGAAGCUACGCUUUAUAAACAACUCUACAUUAUGUUUUAUAGAUAUAUUUUAUACAAAUUACUGCAUAUGAUUUUGUUAUAUGACACAAUGAAAAGGAAAAGUUGUGAUUAUAUUGUGUAUGGUACUCUAAUGAGGGUGAUCUAUAUUGUUCAUUUUAUAUUUCUAUCUUUAAAACAUGUGCAUCUACAUUUUCAAAUGGUGAUGAUAACAAGAACAUGAUGAUAAUCAUGAAUACAUGUUUCUUUAAUAGUUCAUUUGCAACUACUUAUGACUGAGAAUAAAGAUUCUGUACCGACCAUUA